This is a messenger RNA of Misgurnus anguillicaudatus (oriental weatherfish), 3202 nucleotides long. The record is from RefSeq and is a predicted model, not a curated record. Lineage: Eukaryota; Metazoa; Chordata; Actinopteri; Cypriniformes; Cobitidae.
AUGGCGACUCCCAGGAGCGCAACCGCCGCUGAAAAGCGGGAUCGCAACCGCGAGCCCAAGCUUCCUAGAGACACUGGCUUUGAGCCAUGGCAGAUUAUUUUGACUGCUCAAAGUGGACCAGUGAAGGGCCACCAACCACAGGAUGAGAGGGGUUCAGCUGAUUCGUACACGAGCAGACCUUCGGAUUCCGACCUGUCAGCGGAGGAGGACCGCGAGGCGUAUCGGCGUGAAGCCGAACGCCAGGCCCAGCUGCAGCUCGAGAGAGCCAAGUGCAAACCUGUAGCAUUCGCAGUGAAGACGAAUGUGAUCUAUUGUGGGGCUCUCGAUGAAGACUGUCCCGUUCAGGGUGCUGCCAUAAACUUUGAAGCCAAAGACUUUCUGCACAUCAAAGAGAAGUACAAUAAUGACUGGUGGAUAGGAAGGCUGGUGAAAGAGGGAGCAGAUAUCAGCUUCAUUCCCAGCCCUCUCCGACUGGAGGCCCUGAGACUCAAACAAGAGCAAAAACAGAGGAAAAGUGGUAACUCCUCCUCAAGUCUGGGUGACAUGGUAUCUGGAGGUUGGAGACCCACGCCGCCAUCUGCAGCCAAACAGAAGCUAAAGCAGACCGAACACAUUCCCCCUUAUGAUGUGGUACCAUCCAUGAGGCCUGUGGUUCUGGUGGGACCUUCACUCAAGGGCUAUGAGGUGACAGAUAUGAUGCAGAAAGCUCUGUUUGAUUUUCUCAAACACCGCUUUGAUGGGCGGAUCUCUAUAACCCGGGUGACCGCUGAUCUUUCUCUGGCCAAGAGAUCAGUCCUCAACAAGAGACCCAUUAUGGAAAGAUCCAACACACGAACCAGUUUGGCGGAGGUACAGAGUGAGAUUGAGAGGAUAUUCGAGCUGGCUAAAACCCUUCAGCUAGUGGUUCUGGAUGCAGACACCAUCAACCACCCAGCACAGCUGGCUAAAACCUCACUAGCUCCCAUCAUUGUGUACGUCAAAGUCACUUCACCAAAGGUCUUACAGCGGUUGAUAAAGUCAAGAGGCAAAUCGCAGAGCAAACAUCUGAAUGUUCAAAUGAUGGCGGCAGACAAACUGACUCAGUGUCCACCUGAGAUGUUUGAUGUCAUUUUGGAUGAGAACCAAUUGGAGGACGCCUGUGAACACCUCGCUGAAUACCUGGAUAUCUACUGGCGUGCCACUCAUCUGCCGGGCACUGCCCCUCUUAAUCCCCUGUUGGAGCAAAACCUGAUGACCCCGCCCUCAGCAAUCUCAAGUCUACAGAACCAGCAGCUGUCGCCUGCCAGGGGUGGUGGGGUGGUUGAGGAGGAAGAUCAGGGGGAGCAGGACAGCCUCAUGCCUUCAGACGAGGCCAGUGACUCUCGAUCCCUCCACCGUGGAGGCUCUAGCUCCCUGCACCCCCCUGAGGAUGAGGAAGAGGAGGAGGAGGAAGAGGAAGAAGAUGAUUACACACCCAACCGCCACACGUACCGGGACAUGUACCCACCCAACCGUAACCAACCCGGGGGAAUCAACAGUGCUAACGGACACGAGUCACAGGACCGACUCCUGCAACAGCGAAACUCGCAGGAUGGACACAACCAACGGAACAACCGCCAACGUAUGCGCGCCUGGCCGAGAGACAACUACUGACUGCAGAAGUUAGAAAAGACAGGGUCGGGUUGUUAAUCGGGGUGAUGGGAUUGGUGCAGAACUAGAAAGCACACUGUAUGUGUUUGUGGAUCAAGCUGUCCAUGGUUGAAGAAAAGGUCCGGCUGUUUUUUGAGCUUUUGUGGUCAUUGAGGUAUUGCACUACACUGGCUUUUAAAAACAGCGCAACUUUUCUCCUUUAAGAUCAACCACAUCUUCAUAUCAAAACAUCGUUUGAGCUUCCUCUGGAGGAAAACUCCAAACACCAUCCGAGUCAAUUAUUACCUUAUUAUUCUGCCUAUCAUGGAGUUCAAUUUUCCCCCCUACCUGAACCUAAUGAGCACAGAAGGCAUUAUGGGAAAAAGAAAAGCACUUUUCAAGCAUGAGUUGUUAGUUACCAUAAAAUAUAUUGUAGCAUUUUGUUGCAUCUUUGUUGCUAAUGCUUUUUUAAAGUGAAUAUUGCUAUUUUUGGGUUCAAGCCUUUUAUGCUGGCUUUAAUCAUUCAGGCACAUGACAUGAUCAGUCACUUAUCACAGAUGUAGCACACAUUGCCACUUGCAAAAGCACCACGUAAAUGUGUUACGGUAUAUGUAUAAGAAGGGAAUUCAGGGCAAACAGGGUUAUGCUCGGCUUUUGCAGAGUGCAACUGCUAAAUGGGACUGUAGUCUGGGAUUGCACGUAGGGUAUAUUCCAAUGCUAGACUGAAAAGAAGCAGUCGAUUUUCAUCCUGCUGCAAAAAAAUCUAGGUCAGAUCAUUUUUUCUGAGCUAAAGAAAACUGGAGAAGCAGCAAGUUAAUCAGUGUCCAUGUAUUUGCUUUUUAUAGAACUGCUUGUAGCUCACCGGGUUUCUGUGUUUUUAGUUUUGGGGAAAAGAAUGGUCCUGUAGCUUUCUGGGUGUUUUGAAAUUGAGAGUGGAUGAAUGCAUUGCUAUAUAAAUAUGAAUUAAAACCUGGUCUAGGUUUAUUGUACACAGUUUCAACUCAUACACUGGGUGAUCAUUACCAGAGAUAGGAAAAGGAAGUAGAUAGACCACUCAUAGAAAAUAAGUACAAGAAUCAAUACCAUCCCGCCCUCUCUAGCAAUGACAUGUGGCCUCAUUUAUAAAAAGUUGCGUAGAAAACGUCCAAAAUUUGAUCUUGCGAUCGUUUCUAUAAAUUUAAAAAUUUACUAGCAGUGCAGUUUUUAAUUGCCAAACUGAAUGCUGUGCACGGAAGAAGAUAUUUUUGAUGCAGGCACUAGCAGCAAGGGCAUUACGAUGAUGUCGUAAAAGACAACGUUCGCUAAAGAAAAACAACUAAUUUAGGUUUAGGUGCGUUUUUAGGUGCGUUUCCAUCAAGUUGUUUGAUCAAAUGACGAUGAUAUUGGUAACUCUUGUAACCAACAGUAAAAAAAAGGCACACAUAGAUAAUGGAGACAGGACUACAUUUAGUUACAAUUGGGCAUGUUAUAAAUUUACUAGCAGUGCAGUUUUUAAUUGCCAAACUGAAUGCUGUGCACGGAAGAAGACUUUUUUUAAUGCAGGCACUAGCAGCAAGGGCAUUACGAUGAUGUCGUAAAAGACAACGUUCGCUAA